Messenger RNA from Eruca vesicaria subsp. sativa (arugula), 996 nucleotides. The record is from the annotation of a GenBank genome assembly. Lineage: Eukaryota; Viridiplantae; Streptophyta; Magnoliopsida; Brassicales; Brassicaceae.
GCAAACCCUAGUCUGAAUUCACCAUAUAUAUCUAUCUCUCCAGGCGCAUCUUGAGCAAAGGUUGUAUUGGUAAUUUCAGAGAUCGUUUUUCAUACAACUUUUGCUUACUUUAUUUAUGAAAUUCAAGAGUGUGAAAUUUUGAAAAACCUCUUUCUUCUUUUCAUCCUCUCUUUUUUUUUUUUUCAUCUCAAGCUCAUUCUUCUUCGUAAGUACUAGAUCUUUCUUUGGUUUCAUCUCUUCCUUGCCCUCUCUUAUCUGUUGGCUCUGACCAGCACUCGAGUUGUUCGUUUCUGGUUAAUGGAUACUGAACCCUCUUGGGAUCUUGGGGGGGUGGUAAUUUUUUUUUCAGAAUUGCAUGGCAACAUCAAAUGACCACACUAAUACCAAAUCAUCAGAUUCUCAUACCCUUCUUCUUCGUCUUCUCCUUAUAUUUUUCUCUUUCAUUCUCUUCAUUGGCCUUACAAUCCCCAUGACUCAUCAUCAUCAGUCCACAUCCACUGUCGCUCCCUUCAAGAGGGUUCUUCUUAAAUCUUCGGCUCCAGUUUCAUCCACGAUAGAUCUGCGUCCAAAGGCUCACCCACGAUCCAGCCACACUUCUAGAAAGAAAGAGUUUGGAAAUGAUGCUCAUGAAGUUCCUAGUGGUCCAAACCCUAUUUCCAACUAGAAUAAAAUACAUCAGAAAAAUGUGGAUCAGCGAUUUCUUUCGUUAGGUUUAACGACAAGAGACUGUACAGGAGAAGAAGCAAAAUUAUUAGUCAAGAAUCGUCCAUACAUAGCUUUUGUCUUCUCAAAGCACAGUGCCCUAGACAAAAAAAAGCUGAAUAUCAGAAAAGUGAUGAUUUGAUAAUAAUAAUAAUCGUAUCAAUUCCUCGUUGUUGAAUUAUAUGCCAUCAAUCAUUUACUUUAUGAUGUUCGACUUUUCUUCUCUUUCCUUUUUAAUUCUGUGUAUAUAUUAUUGUAAUACUCCCUCCGUUCUUAAAAGAUCCAUGUUCUGGA